Trichobilharzia szidati is the source of this 2806-nucleotide messenger RNA. Lineage: Eukaryota; Metazoa; Platyhelminthes; Trematoda; Strigeidida; Schistosomatidae. The record is from the annotation of a GenBank genome assembly.
AUAUUGGAAGGUCGGCACUAUUUUGAAUUUGCACGUUACACACCUCUGAAUUAAUGCGCAAUGAACGCAGAUGAACCUAAACCGAUGAUCAGUGGUGAUGCAGUCAGUUUAGAAGAGAAAGUGAAACUUGCCUUAGAGGAGAACAUCAAUCUCAAAUCAUAUAUUGAUCGUAUGAAUAAUGAAUGUAUGGAGUUGAAUGCAGCCUUAUUUGAAGAAGCUAAUAAAAUGGUAAAUGAUGCCUUAGCUAAACAACAUUAUGCUGCUAAACAAUUAAAGGAGAAAAUUCAAGAAAAUGAGAUGCUUCAUUCUGAAUUGAGAGCAUUAAAAAAAUUAGUCGGUGAAUUAUCAACGAAUGUUGUAAUUCAAAUGACAAGAAACCCUUUCGGUUCUUCAAGAGUAAAAUAUGACAAUAUCUCAUGUGAUAAAUCACCUGAAGUCUAUCGUAAAUUGGCUAUCUCGAAUGUAUUAGACUCAAAACGGAAUAGUUUACGAAGCAAUGGAUUGGAACAAUUUAAUCGACGUGAUCUGUUGACAGCUAUGCUGACAAAUCAUGCAUGCAAAAACCAUUUGGAUGUUGAUGCAUAUCGAGAAUUUUUAGAAUGGAUAAAAAAUGACUGUCCAUUACACCUACCGAAUAUUGUUUUCGUAGAGUUGAACAGAAAACUACCCAAUAAAAAGAAAGUCAUGAAAAAUACUGAAGAAGCAGCUAACGGGAAAGAAGUCACAGCAGUCAGACGACAGUCUCGUCAAUUGUCACCACUCAAUAACAAUAACAACAAUACAACUAAUAAUAAUAAUAAUGAUAAUAAUGGUAAUGACAUGAUGGAGAAGCAUUCAGGUACACCAAAAUUAUCAAGUAACUCUGUUGUUUUAAAUAAUGCAACCAAUAUUGAAGAUAAUCAUAUUGAUGAUAGUAUCGACAGAAGCAAGCGUACACCUUCACCAACUCAAUUAUUAUUAUCCUCUUCACCUCCACGAUGUCCUAUAAAAAUCAUUACAGUUGGAAAACCACAAUCUAUUGAUCGAAAGAAUAAUGACUGGGAAGAUUCUGUUGCAAACAAUAAUAAUAAUAGUACUAAUAAUAAUUUACAUUCAUUUAAAUUACCAAAAGGCACAGCAGCUCUUCCGUCAUCCAUAUCUUUGAAUCAUUUAAAUACUCCAUUGGCGAAUUAUCAUUCAAAUUUUUUAUAUCGUUUAUAUAAACAAGAUAUUAAACCGUGUUUUGAUUUUACCAGUCCACAGUUACUCUUAUCAAUUUAUCGAGCUCUACCAGAAUUAGCCCUAGAGAUUGUACCGAUAACACCAGAGUUGGGUGGUAGUCUACGCCGUAAUAUCAACAGCCAUGGUAAUGAUAACAACAACAGCAGUAAUAAUAAUAAUAUUAGUAAAACAACAAAAAUCUGUCGAGAAAAUUGUGUAUUACUGCCAAAAUAUGAGGCAGAAUUUCAUAUGAAAAUAAGGACAUCUGAUUCCGAUGAAUUGGACUGUAAAAUAUCUUCACAAGCAAGAGAUAGAAUAGUGUCAGUUGUAAAUUUAUUUCAAUAUUUAAGUAUUAUUAAACGUGGUCUAGCAAGUAGUCCAUAUCUUGGAAGGAAUAGAAAAUCUGUCUCUAAUACCAGUGAUAAUGUCAAUGAUUCAACUUCAACACUGAACAAAACAAAUGACACAAAUGAGGCAAUUUCAAAGAAAAGUGAAAUGAGAGAGCAACAAUUUCGUACAAUACAACGACAUAGAUUAAAUAUCACUCUGGCUAGACUUGGCUAUGGUGCACCAGAUUUAGAAUAGAUAAUAAUAAUAAUAAUCACAACACUUCUUUCUUUGGUUUUGUUUCUAUUUUUCACCUUUUUUAAAAAAAAAAGAUUAUCCACUAUUAUUAUGAUCAUUAUCAUCAUCAUUUUUUUUUGUUUGUUUGAAUCAUAUGAUGGUUUGUUUUCCCGCCUAUUUUGAAUUGUUCUUUUCCUCCAUUUUGUCUAGAUGGCUUUUAUUGAUAAUUUAUCAGUUUGCAUUGUUCAGUGAUUUUGUAAAUAGAAAAAUGUGAAUGUUUUUUGCUUUAGUCAACAUAAUUAUUAAGUCUUUAUGAUUAUUAUUACUAUUACUGUUUAUAAUAUUCCAAGACAGCCCUCUUACUACAACACACAUGCAUUCACAAUGUUUACAUGAAACCAAUUUGGGACAUAUUUAAUUAAAUAUCUGAAUUUGGUAAUUUUGAUGAAUCUACCUACUCACAUUGAUGUUAAAUGAUUGACAUCAAUGAUUGGCACCAAAUUUGUCUACAUGAAUAUUUUUUUGAUUUCUGUCUUGCUUACAAGUUUUGAUAAUUCACAAAUUUCUUUAAUUACUUUAUUUACUACUUGUAUCUGUUUGAUGAUUAAAUUAUUCAACUGGUAGAAGGUAGAAACUCAUGGACUCUGUUGGAUUCUGUCAUAUUGGCUUACUGGUAACACAGGUAUAUCUGGUUCAUCAUUCCUGUGAUAGAGUCAUGAGUAUGUUCUGGUUACUAGUAGUCAGAAGAAAAAUGUGGAUAAAAUGGUGGUUCACUACUUGAAAUUCUCUAAAUGAUGUCGACUAGUAGUGUGUAAUCUGACCUGAAUUGAUUAACAUGUACAAAACUGUUUUGCCUCGAUGAUGAUCUGUUCCAUAUUUUUAAGGCGGGGGAAAUAAUCAAAUUUGUAUUUUUUGACAUUUUGUGUUAUUUGAAAUACUGUCAACUUUGUGCCUUUUGCAAACUAUCGUUAUAACACAAUCAGAGAGAAUAAUUAUUACUAUUUGGUAAAAAAAAUAGCAGAAAAUAUCAUGUGAUUAUUGG